GUUACGUCGGCGUGGCCUGAUCGACUCGUCUGAGGAACGCUGGGAUUCGAACUCGCGACCCGCUGAACAGAAGCGCGGCUCUCUCCGGUGGGAGGGAGAGAGAGAGUCGGGAGGAGGAAACGCCGCGGAGUGACAUUAGCACGACACACAACAGCCUGGUUUAUUUUAUUUCUUCUGCGCGUCAUGUUCCGGAGCAUCCACCGCGGGGAGGCGAUGAGAAGCGGACCGCCCGGCUGCUUUCCCCUCCGUCCGCCUCCAGCCUGCCCGGCUCAGUGAGCUGCUCCCUGCCGCACAAAACCUGCGCCUCCAGGUAGAUUCCGGCGGGAUUUUCAUACAAGCGACGCUUCUAAUCAAGGGUCCAGCAACAACUCCUCCCCCCCACCUGGAARCAUGAGGACCACGGAGGAGAGCGAGGUCUUUGACGGCGAGGCCUCCAACACCUCCAUGAUCUCCGGGGCCAGCAGCCCGUACCAGCCCACCACCGAGCCCGUCCACCCGCGGAACGUUCUGGGGGGGAUAAGGUGCGACCUGGAGUACCUCAGGUCGCACUUUGGGAUUUUAAAAGUGGUCGAAGUGGUCCUGUCGCUCAUCAGUUUCAUCUGCAUCGAGACCAUCAUGAUGUGCUCCCCCUGUGGAGGGGUCUACUUCUUCGAGUUCGUCAGCUGCAGUGCCUUCGUGGUGACGGGAGUCCUCCUCCUCUUCUUCGGCCUCAAUCUCCACAUCAAYGUCCCCCAGAUUAACUGGAGCAUCACGGACUUGGUCAACACGGCUGCCAGCACCUUCUUCUUCUUCUUGUCGUCCCUGGUGCUGGCCUGCAUCAAUCACAACACGGGAGCUGAAAUCGCAGCAGUGAUCUUCGGCUUUCUGGUGACAAGUGUUUACGGCCUGAACACCUUCCUGGCAGUGCGGCGGUGGCGCCGGGGCAACGGGUGUCAGGGGGCGGCUCAGAGCAGCGAGUACACCCGAGCACGCACGGCGUCCCGCGGGGAGAUGGAGGCCCGACCCGAGCUGGCGUGAGAGCCGAGCCGGCAGCUGACUGAGAGGGAUGAGACUCCGCCCCCUUUAAAGCAGCGACGGGGUUUACGAUUUCUGCAGCUCCGCUGUUUAAUUAUUACUCAUUUCAUGGCUGGAGAUGAACUUUGGCUUUUUUACAGCAGUCACCGAGGCUUCUCCUCACACAAACACUCCUGAGUGAACGUCUGGGGCAGCGCUGACAGAGCUGCAGCUUCACGCCGUCAGGUCCUGUUCUGAAGGACGUGUUGACUUGUUUUUACUCCACCAGUGAAGUUGAGUUUUAAACAGAAGGUUUGUACAGUUUGCUUUCCACUGAUGACCUUUGGUAAAUAAAAUAAAAUAAAAUAAAACAAAAUAAAAUAAAAAUGUGAUUGUGGACCAGGAGUCCUCCGGACCAGAAACCUGCAGUUCAACACAAAGUUCCAUCACUUGUUUGUUUUGAAGGCCAGUAGUAAAAUCAUCUUUAGAGAGUGAGAUUUCCAAUGUUUUUAUUAACUUAACAAGUGAUUUUUUUUUAACCUUAAAACAAAGACUUUAGUUGCCAGCAGAGGCUAAAGAUGGAUUGAUGGAUUUAAGGUGUAAUAUGACCCACAUCUGUUAAAGCUCAGGUUGUGCACUAAUUAAACGAAGGUUUUUAGAGCGAUUUCACUUUCAUGCUUUUGUUUUUAAAUCAACUAUAUGGGACCGUGUUUGCUUAUUUGAUUGCAAACACUCAACAGACCUUUUAAAAUGUUUUAUUGUUAACACUUGAAUUGUCAAAAACAAAACUGUUCCGUGUCGGUAAUUGGAAACAGUCGGCGUCAAAUAAGUGUUUUCAUCCCUUUGCACAUAUCCGAGGCUGAAAAUGACUUUAGCAGAGCAGCACCCUCUGCCUGGAACUCUCAUCUCAGGUGUGGACCCCCACUCCCCCACCCCCGUUUUUUUUUUUUUAGAAAACAUCAGAAAUAAAGUCACCGGGUGCCUCAACCUGCAUUUCACUCCACAUCUGUUUUAAAGCUCAACCAUGCAAAGAACCAAAGUAAGGUUGUUUAAAUGUUUUUGGUUUGGCCAAUGGACAUGUGGUAUUUUGACAAAAAGCUUUA
Messenger RNA from Austrofundulus limnaeus, 2096 nucleotides. RefSeq names its product CKLF-like MARVEL transmembrane domain containing 4 (gene cmtm4). The record is from RefSeq and is a predicted model, not a curated record. Lineage: Eukaryota; Metazoa; Chordata; Actinopteri; Cyprinodontiformes; Rivulidae. Gene Ontology annotation, cellular component: membrane.